Molecule: messenger RNA, 2047 nt
Organism: Acomys russatus (golden spiny mouse)
Lineage: Eukaryota; Metazoa; Chordata; Mammalia; Rodentia; Muridae
Gene: Gnb1l
Product: G protein subunit beta 1 like
Exons: 7
Coding region: 373-1371 (332 amino acids)
Molecular function (GO): protein binding
Source: RefSeq, a predicted model, not a curated record
UGACUGCUGUAUGCCUUCUUCCCCUGUGGUGUGGCUCAGAGCCCAUGCCUGCAUUUCUCCAAACAAGGAAGGGUGAGUGCAUAGGAUAGUGUGGAGGUGUGGGACUGGAGUGCGCUGGUGGCAGGUGUACCUGGUGAGAAUGCCCCGGGGAGGCUGCCCAUUAGAGAAGCUUUGCCUCCCCGGCCUCUACACUGUUCACAGUUGUGUGUGGCCUCAGCCUGCAGUCCCACCAGCCUUAAUGCUCAGUCAGUCUCCACUCUGAAAGAAUCCUGCCCAACUCUUUCGCUCCAUUCUCUCCUUGCCAUGUUCUUUUGAUGGCUAGGACGGCUACCCAAGUUGGGCAGAGCUGCCUUUCCCUGCUGUGUGGGCUGCAUGACUGCAUCUACCCACAUGGCAGCCCAGCUCCCACCACCGCCUAGUCCCAGAUUUGUCCUCCGAGGCACACAGUCAGCUGUGAACACGCUGCAUUUCUGCCCACCGUCCCAAGGUCCAGAGAGCCCGCUCCUUCUCUCCGGGUCUCAGAGUGGCCUGGUACACAUCUGGAGCCUGCAGACAAGAAGAAUAGUUGCCACCCUAAAUGGCCAUGGUGGGCAGAGUGUGAUCUGGCUGAAGACACUACCCGAGGGACACCAGCUCCUGAGCCAGGGCCGGGACCUGCAGCUGUGCCUGUGGGACUUGUCAGAGGGCAGGAACACCGUCACGGACUCAGUUCAGCUGGACAGUGUGGGCUUCUGCAGGAGCUCCAUCCUGACCAGGGGACAGCUGUGCUGGAUGCUUGCUGUGCCAGGGAAGGGCAGCGACGAGGUUCAGAUUCUGGAGAUGCCAUCCAAGACGUCAGUGUGCACCCUGAAGCCGGAGGCAGAUGCCAAGCCAGGCAUGCCCAUGUGCCUGGGGCUGUGGCAGAGUAACUCCAGUCUCCGCCCCCUCCUUCUGGCUGGCUAUGAGGAUGGAUCGGUAACCCUGUGGGACAUCUCGGAGCGGAAGGUGUGCAGCCAAAUCGCCUGCCAUGAAGAACCUGUCAUGGGCCUUGACUUCGACUCUCAGAAGGCCAAGGGCGUCUCAGGCUCUGCUGGGAAGGUAUUGGCUGUCUGGAGUCUGGACGACCAGCAGUCCCUGCAGGUAUACAGGACUCAUGAGCUCACCAAUCCUGGAAUUGCUGAAGUCUCCAUCCGGCCAGACCGUAAAAUCUUAGCCACAGCAGGCUGGGACCAUCGCAUCCGUGUGUUUCACUGGAGGACGAUGAAGCCACUGGCUGUUCUGGAUUUCCACAGUGCUUCUGUGUACUGCGUGGCCUUUGCCGCUGAUGGCUUGCUUGCUGCAGGGUCCAAGGACCAGCGUAUCAGCAUCUGGUCACUCUACCCCUGCCCGUGACCUAGCUAUAGAACACUGUUGUCUUACUUCAGUCUUGACCCAGCCCUGUGGAAGGUCCUCAAGGCCUUCUGAGGACAGCGAAUUGUGGCCAAAGGUCCUGGAAUCCACUUUCUUCAUGAGAUUCCCUGUUCCUUUUGUGGCCUGUCAUUCAGACGAUAAACACCUGGCACGUGUAGCUUGAUAAGAGGCACAGCUUAGGCCUGCUAGUGUGGCCAGCCUAAACAUAUUUGACAAUAAAUUUUCCAUUGCCAGCCUGAAGCUGGGUCAAGGUGGGAACUUUCUGUGAAGAUGUCCCCGUGUUUUCCCCUUAGGGUCAGAGCAUCCAGAUCCCCUGAGAGGCCUGUCACCAGUCUUUUAAGCUGGUAGUUCUGGGUGCAGGUACUCAGGGCUUGGCCUCGGGCGGCUGUAUAAUCCCACAGUGGCUGGCUGCUACAUCCCCUGGCUCUUUGCCCCAGAAAUGUUCAGGGAUUCCUGACAUCCAGGGUUGAGGUCAGGAUGAGGAAAAUGGAGGCAGGAGAGGAUUUAAUGGGAUGGCCAAGGUGGUCAGAGGAGGGAGAGCUUGUAGAAUGCAGCAUAGUCCAGCUAGAAGACCAGGAAAGGAAGCACUAGCCUGUGACAGGGUAAGGUAAGAAGGACAGCCUGUCUCCCAGGGAACUGCAGGAGACAAAGGGAAGCA